Messenger RNA from Scatophagus argus, 816 nucleotides. It is a transcript of the gene elovl8a, whose product is annotated as ELOVL fatty acid elongase 8a. The record is from RefSeq and is a predicted model, not a curated record. Gene Ontology annotation, biological process: fatty acid elongation, saturated fatty acid; very long-chain fatty acid biosynthetic process; sphingolipid biosynthetic process. Gene Ontology annotation, cellular component: endoplasmic reticulum membrane. The transcript has 8 exons. Bases 1 to 816 code for a protein of 271 amino acids. Gene Ontology annotation, molecular function: fatty acid elongase activity. NCBI's taxonomy places the organism in Eukaryota, Metazoa, Chordata, Actinopteri, Scatophagidae.
AUGAAGGCUUUCCAGGCUCUCACCACUUGGCAGAAAUUACAGUUAUUCUACCAAGGGAUUCUGGAUAAUGGAGACAAGAGGACAGACGAUUGGCUGCUGGUUUACUCUCCUGUGCCAAUCAGCUGCAUCUUUCUCUGCUAUCUGGUCAUUAUAUGGGUGGGGCCAAAGAUGAUGGCGAAAAGGAAACCAGUCAACCUUAAACCCGUCCUGAUAGUUUACAACUUUGCCAUGGUCUGCCUGUCUGCAUACAUGUUCUAUGAGUUCACAGCCUCUUCCUGGUUGGCCAGAUACAGCCUGCUGUGCCAGCCUGUUGACUACAGCAGCAGCCCACUUGCCAUGAGGAUGGCUAGAGUUUGCUGGUGGUUUUACUUCUCCAAAGUCAUAGAGCUCAGUGACACUAUAUUUUUCAUUCUGAGGAAGAAGAACAGUCAGCUGACCUUUCUACAUGUCUACCACCAUGCCACCAUGAUCUUCAACUGGUGGGCUGGAGUUAAAUAUGUGGCUGGUGGCCAGUCUUUCCUGAUUGGUCUGAUCAACUCCUUGGUCCAUGUAGUGAUGUAUCUGUACUACGGUCUGGCAGCUUUGGGACCGAGCAUGUCCAAAUACCUCUGGUGGAAACGCUACCUCACCUCCCUGCAGCUACUCCAGUUUUUCAUAGUAACCAUCCACACCACCUACAACCUGUAUGCAGACUGUGACUUCCCUGACUCCAUGAACAUGGUUGUGUUGGCCUACUCUCUCAGCCUCAUCGCUCUCUUCAGUAACUUCUACUACCGCAGUUAUCUUGCCAAGAAGAAGGAGAGCAAGGACACAUAG